Messenger RNA from Hylaeus volcanicus, 2993 nucleotides. RefSeq lists its product as uncharacterized. The record is from RefSeq and is a predicted model, not a curated record. NCBI's taxonomy places the organism in Eukaryota, Metazoa, Arthropoda, Insecta, Hymenoptera, Colletidae. The transcript is spliced from 15 exons. Gene Ontology annotation, cellular component: cytoplasm. The coding region runs from base 257 to 2623 and encodes 788 amino acids. Gene Ontology annotation, biological process: post-transcriptional regulation of gene expression. Gene Ontology annotation, molecular function: mRNA binding.
GACAACAACCUACUAUGUGUAACAUAAGAAUUACAAUAUAAAGACCUUUAUACAUUCAACAUGAAGCAAUAUUAGGAACCGAUUGACUGUUUUAGAAAAUCCAUAGUUGCUAUAGAAUCAUUACGAUGCAUAAUGAAACAUCUAAGUUAAACCCUCGUACAUAGUUAUAUAGAACUCCUGAUUUCUAUACAAAACUUAAAUCAAACUUUUACUUUUCUUCUGUAUAGUGUCUAGAAAUUACUCAUUAGUAAAGGUGAUGACCGAAGCACAACUAAGCAGUUUUAAUAAUGUAGACGAUUACAACGCUUGUACUCCAUCUAUUUAUCAAAAUAAGUUUAAGCAUAUACGGAGACCAUUUUCCUAUCACCUACGGAAAACACUUACUUCUGCAUACUUUGAUAAUAUACAAAAUUCAAAUCGUACGUGUAUUUCAGACUACUUUCUUAAUGAAAACCAAGAAAGAUCUCCAAAUGAAAAUUCGACAUUAAAUAAAUCUUACCGAAAAUAUAUACAUAUGUUUGAAAACAGUGAAAGAAGUGCAGUUGUUUCCAUGGAUGACAAUCUUGUUUGUGACGACUUUUUCUUUUUGAACAAAACUCCUACAGCUUUUACUACAUCAUCUUUUCCAGAAACACUUUCAACAAACAUUUACUUAGGAUCACGAGAGGAAAACUCUUAUAAAAGUGCUUUACAAUCUCCAGACGACAGCGAAUAUCAAUUGCCUUACUUAUAUAAAAUCAAUUCUGAGGAGUGUUCACAAACAGCAAGAAAUUCUACAGACUAUAAAGACGCAGCUUCUACAACACACAUUUAUUCUGAAACACAACACAAUAAAUCGAAAUCUAACUUGUGCUCUGUGUCGUUUCUUCCACUAGAUGCACCUCGUAAAAACAACAAAAUAAAUUUACCCAUGGAGUCGAUUUCUUGGACAAACAUGAAACUAACCUCAGAGGUAGAUAUCUUAUUACCACAAUCUGAGUUCAAUACUAGCUAUACCAAAUCUUUAUCGCCUUCAUAUCCUUGCGAAUGGUCUUGUAACACUGCGGGUAACAAUACUGAAGAGGCAAUACCAACUCCUUUUUUAGAUGAAAAUCUUCUUUAUUCUAAUGUCGUAUUACACGAAAAACCGACCAGCGCGAUGGAUUUAGCUUCUAUUCGUGUAAAUGUUAGUUCAACCGCCACUGACGUCAAUUUAUCUACAAACACUCCACCAACAUCUGCGGAAGACAAUUCAAAUGAAAAUCUUGGAAGAAAAUCCAGUUUAUAUCCAAUAAAGAAACAAAACAUGGAAAAGUUUGACUGGAUUGCUUCUACUUCUACUACAAGGUCAUCGUCUCUUUGUUUUCCACAUAAAUCUCAUGAUAACGGAACGUUUUCCAUGCAACGAAACACUCCAGAAUCAACUAUGUCGCAUUCUAAUAACAAUGACGGUUCCUGUUCGAAUUUAAAAUUUUUAACUGAACCCUCCAUGAGCUCUCUUGAUUCUACAACUGCAAAUAUUUCCAGACCAUUGGAGAUUGAGUUAAACAAUUCUAUGGCUAUUCAGGAAAAUCAUGGAAGUCCCACUACAAAUUCAGAAACCUUACCCAAACAUAUGACCACAAAGGAUUACUUAAUCUCUUUAAAAAGUCUUGACGUCUUAUCAUUUGCAAAAAGUCAAACUGGAAGCCGUCGUCUUCAAUCCUUGCUUUAUCAAAAUAAUAAAGAAAUAACAACGUACAUAUUUAAAAAAACUUGUUUUAACUUGACAGAAUUAAUGAUUGAUUUAUACGGUAACUAUUUUUGUCAAGAACUGUUUCAAGCAUGCUCCCUUUCUCAAAGAAUUUUGUUUCUUCAAAACUUGUCUCCCGAUAUUCGUUUAAUUGCUAGUAAUCCAAGGGGAACACACGCGAUGCAAGCUGUAGUUAUUUUGAUGAAACCAUUGGAAGAGCAACAAAUUCUAAUACAACAACUGCAUGAACACCUUUUUUAUCUUGCCACGCAUCCCUUUGGCACCCAUGUAAUUCAACAAACACUAACAUAUUUUCACCCACAAGCCACAGCUGUAAUGUUCGAAUAUAUUGUAGAGAAUGUAACAUCAUUAGCAGACCAUCCUCACGGUGUUUGUGUGGUCAAACGGGUCAUUAGCAUUAUAGCUACAACUUAUACAAAAAAUAAAUACUUUAGUACCCUUCAACAAACACUCCGAGAUAAACUCAGCGCAUCGACGUUACCAUUGUCUCAAUCUCCUUUUGGAAACUACGCAAUUCAGCACGCUAUACAAACCUGGGGAACCGAAUUCUGUUUUUCGAUUAUUUCUCAGCUCCAUGAACAUAUCGUUGAACUAGCAAGCCAAAAAUUUUCAUCAAAUGUAGUCGAACAAAUGCUAGGCGUAGUUGGAGAAGAUAAAACUACAAUGAUAUUGAAAAACAUGACUUCCAGCAAUAAUAUACAACUCUUAACGAAUUCUGUCUAUGGUAAUUUUGUUGUGAAAAAGGCGUUUGAGCAAUCGUCAAAAACUGAAGCAAAAGUGAUUUUACCAAUAUGGGUAGACCAUAUUAAUUUUAUUCAAAAUAAACGUUUAAAAGCUAAAUGGGACAAAACACUCUAUGGGAUAAAAGCAUUGCUUGAGUCUCAUGAUUAAAACUCAAUCUUUUAGAAUGUCGCUUCAAAGUUUUUAAAAGGCGUUAAACUAAAACGUUUCUUUUACAAACUUAACUUAAAAUUUUUUUUAAUCAAAAAAAUUGAGACAUUUAAAUAUUAAACGAGAAUUAUGUUUAAUCUGGAUAAAAUGAUUCUCAUCUUUUUCAUCAUAACAGCAUUAUACUUUUGUUUUAAAAAAACGCCGAUUUCUAUUCUCAUUUCAGAUCUUUACAAAAUUAUUUUAUUAAACAAAAUGGAUUUUUUGAAAUUAUUUUUUAUAAUAUUAUCAUUUUUUGAUUUAUUUUUGUCAUGUUCAAUUAACAACUCGAUCAAGCUUUAGCUUUCAAAACCAGCAAAAUUUAAUUAAAUUU